Molecule: messenger RNA, 2836 nt
Organism: Benincasa hispida (wax gourd)
Lineage: Eukaryota; Viridiplantae; Streptophyta; Magnoliopsida; Cucurbitales; Cucurbitaceae
Product: Inositol monophosphatase family protein
Biological process (GO): sulfate assimilation
Molecular function (GO): 3'(2'),5'-bisphosphate nucleotidase activity
Source: RefSeq, a predicted model, not a curated record
GGCAGUUCAAUCCGAACUCAUAGUUGAUCUUCGCCACAAGAAUUGCUUUGUUGAGUCUCAAAUAUCCUGAUUCCCGCUAUGGCUCUGCUUCACUCUUCGUCUCAUUUCUCAACGGUUCGAUGUACUCGUUCGCCUCAUCGUAUCUCUGCAAUCCCACGCCACCAAUACUGCAACGUAAGGUCCUGUCUGCCAUUGCCGGUGCAGAAUGCGAAGUAUCGGAAGGAGCUCGAAGCAGCUGUCGAUGUGGUGCAGAGAGCUUGUCGUCUAUGCGUUGACGUGAAAUCGUCACUUCUAUCCGCUGAUGGACAGAUUCUGGAAAAAAACGAUCAGACUCCUGUUACUGUUGCCGAUUUUGGAGUUCAGGCGCUUGUAAGUUUGGAGUUGGGUACUUUAUUUCCAUCGAUUCCAUUAGUAGCUGAGGAGGACUCUACAUUUUUACGUGCAAAGAAUUUGGCACAUUCUGUACUGACAGUAGUUACUGAGAAGUCAAGUUCCCAAAAUGAGUUGAUGCAGGAUGAUGUGCUGGAAGCAAUUGACAGGGGAGCGAAUGUUGCAUUUGCUUUCGGAAGUAAGCCAGCCACAUAUUGGGUAUUGGAUCCAAUUGAUGGUACACGGGGAUUUCUUAGAGGGAAUGAUGUCUUAUAUGUGGUAGGUCUGGCUCUUGUGGUUAAAGGAGAGAUUGUAUUAGGUGUUAUGGGAUGCCCCAACUGGCACAGAGAUUUGUCUGAUGAGUCGAACUCUGAAGAUUUUGAAAGUGGUGGUGUCUGGUCCAGGUCAGGAGCCAUAAUGAUUGCUCAUUCUGGAUAUGGAACAUGGACAAGGAGAUUAUUAGAUAUGCAAAGCCCAAACAAAGUGUUUCAUAAUUGGACUAGAUGUUUUGUUGAUGAAUACUGCCUUGUACACGAGGCUCGCUUCUGUAUCCCAGAUAGUCAGAUGUGGGAAUCGCUUCCCCCGUCAACUUCUUUGCAGGCAACAACUAAUGCCGAUCAAGUUGGGAAUGGUCAAAUUCUUCUCCUUCGAACAUGUUGUGGAAGUUUGUGCAAGUAUUUCAUGGUGGCUGCUGGUAGGGCAUCUGUUUUCAUUCUUCGAGCAAAAUCUCAAACUAUUGUCAAGACUUGGGAUCAUGCAGCUGGCAUGAUUUGUGUGCAUGAAGCCGGUGGGAAGGUGACUGACUGGAAAGGCAGUGACAUUGAUCUUGCUGCUGAUCAAGCUGGCCGUAGGAUUUUAUCCCCUUCAGGUGGCGUUCUUGUCACUAAUGGUCGCCUACAUGAUCUUAUAAUUGAGAUGACUGCAUCCACUUCAUCAAUUAUUUGAUGCUGAGACUACCUAUCAUGGCUAUCACCUAAAUUUGAUCUGCUUUUGGAGAUCAGCAGUGGAAAGGAUCUGGGGGACGUUAAUUACGGUAAAGUACUGAGCUUAUCUUCAAUAAUGUGAAUGGUUGACCAAUUAAACGACUACAUUUAUUAUUUCAAUCCCUUAAGUUCAAUUAUUAGGCUACCACAACCUUGGAUUUUUGUUGCGAUUUCAGUAUUACAUUAUUGUGCACGCCGUGAACAUAAUGCCCUAGGUUAGAAUUCUAGGCAAAAUGUCAAUAUGGCUAUAAACAUAGGCUCCAACCUAGUUAUAGAUUUACCACGGGAAAGUUAUUUUAGUCCUUUUUGGGUUUUACACCAAUCCACUUUCAAAUGAUCCUGUCCUGUAAAAUCUGGCCACCUGGGCUUGUUUAUUCCAAUGAAGACGAUUCUCGUACCCCACCUGCACAAACUGAAGAUAUUUGGGACUUCCUCCUCUGUCAUAGGAGUUCAAGGGGGAACAAACUUGUUUUGUUGCUUUUUGUCCCCUCUCCUCCCAUAUUGAUCAAAUAAUAAUGGUUUUCAAUUCCAUCUUGUUUCCAAACUUCCAACUACGGGCGCAAAUAGGUUUGCAUCCUUUUAGGAAAAAGAGUAAGCACGAAAAUUGGUGUGACCAGUUUAGAAAUUGAGUACAAAGGUAACUAAAUCAAUCCGGAGUGACCAAAAUGGAGUUGAUUAAAAUCAAUUUUUGAACUUUUGUAAGAUGGAAAUGAACCACCUGUUUGAAUAGAUCCUCUUAGCUCUUCCUAUCAAUCUGUUAUAUUUAGGACGCAUAGAAUCUAUAAAAGAUAUAAUUCAAAAGAGAACAGAUUAUAGAUUUGAGAGCGAAAAUGAACCUAAUAAUUUAAUAGUAACUCGCAUGUAUGUAUUGUAUUCUUGAGGUUAGAGGUUCAAUUUUCAUGUCUAUUCUUUUUUAUAUGAAAAGUGGCCCUAAUUCCUAAAUUACGCAAUUCUGCUAAACAAAUCUGAUGGAGACAAAAAGGCACACCCACCACUACGCGAUGUUUGUUGAAACUUGAAAGAUUGAAGUGCCGAAGAAAUAAACUAUCAAGCAUCUGUUUCUGUUACUCUUCCAAUUGUCUUAUUUGCCCUCCUUUCAAUUAUAAACACGUAGCAAUUAUUUUUAGAAAGCAAUCUCCAAAGCACGUAUUUUGGACAAGUUAUAAACCUAAUUGGCUAGAAGCCUAGAAUACGCAUGGCCCUGUGGACUAUUAAUCUUUAUUAGCAUUCCAAGGAUCCAAUUAUAAUAAUUAUAGAAGAAAACAAAGAAAAAAAAAAAAAACCCUUUCCCGUAUCCUUGUAUUAAUGGAUAUAAGAUUUGCUACCACGAGAAUUAUGGCCGUCUCCAUAAAAUUGAUCCCGAUGACUUGGAUUAUGGUCAUUGCCCUAUAUGUACCAUCGUUCACAUGGGUGUUCAAAUUAGGAUUUGUGUAAUUUGGCCACAAUAACUUUAUUUAUAUAUAGUUUUAUUCGUUUAAUUAAAA